Messenger RNA from Ixodes scapularis (black-legged tick), 2554 nucleotides. RefSeq lists its product as uncharacterized. The record is from RefSeq and is a predicted model, not a curated record. The coding region runs from base 376 to 1218 and encodes 280 amino acids. Lineage: Eukaryota; Metazoa; Arthropoda; Arachnida; Ixodida; Ixodidae. The transcript has 6 exons.
GUGGACGGGCGCAGUGUCUCAAAAGAAGCUGCGAUCGACUGCCGGGCGGAAAUAAUCCUGGGCUACGGUCGAAGAUGCGACAGGGCAUUUGAAGCUCUCUUUCGGAGCUCGCCUGCCGGCUCUGCCAAGGAAGAUGUCCCAGCUUGGACGCCGGCUUCCAUUCGGAGUAAGACUACAAAACAACGGCCUGGAUUGUCGGCUUGGAAACAACUGGCGCCAGAAGCAACGUUAGAGCAGCGAUAACGACGCUCCAGAGUUUGCUGCCGGACGGACCUUAGCCUGAACCGAUGGAAGUACACGGAAAACUGCAGAGACCCAAGCGACCCAAGUGAAAGCGUCCCAGUGCUUCCGUUUGGAGCUCUCUGACACUGGAAAAUGAUGGCUUCUCACGGGAUUGUCGUAUUUGUUCUGCUUCUUCUGGCUUCGAGAGGGUGCCUGGGCGUGACGAUACGGCGUCUGUCCGUGCCGCGCUGGGUGCGCAACGGAACUGACACUCCGGUGGUGCUGGACUGCGAGUACGUGUACAACGAGAACGACCUGAAGCUGGUGGUCAAGUGGUUCUUCAACGACGGCCUGGAGCCCGUGUACCAGUGGAUCCCGGAGAUGAAGUCCCGGGAGGCCUUCGGCGUGCUCCAGGGCCGCCUCGAUCCCUCGUUCUCGGUGAACUCGAGGGACGACUACUCCCAGUACCGCGCCAUUCGAAUCCUGAGACCCACGAGGGAGCUGAGCGGCAAGUACACCUGCGUCGUAGCCUCGCUCGCUGGGCAAGACGCAAGGCAUCAGGACAUGACCGUCUACGUGCCGGCUGAAUCCUUCGCCUUCAACUACAGCUUCCCCCAGGAAGGCAGCCGCGCCGUGAGCCUCAUGUGCACGGGCCGAGGACUGUUCCCACGGCCUGACAUGAAACUGUACGUGAUUCAGUCAGGCCACCGAAAGCCCGUGGUGGUGCGGACGUUCACCUCCAUGUCCUCCCAGAGCCUCUUCGACGUUGUGCUUCACGCUGAGAUGGCCGAGAACACGUUGCCGUCCGUGGCGGACAUAUUAGAGUGCGUGCUCGAGAUCCCCUACAGUAACUACGUGCUAACAAGAAGGAUGAGUCUGUCGCCCGAACUCACCUGGGGCGCCUACGGAUCAUCAAAAGCUUCUGUUUUGCGCGGUCGGUGGCUUUUGUAUAUCGCGUUCCUCUGCAGCAUCUAUAAGGCGUUCGUGCCGCACUAACCGAAUGUCAAACUUUCAAGACGCCCCUGACAAGGAGACAAGACCGUGACAACCCCCCAGGGCACAGCCAUCCACAAGUGUCGUCUGCGUUGUGGUAACCUUCAUCGGGAGUGGAAAGACGUCAGGUUCAAGCCUGGAGUUAGUGCGCGCACAGGACUGGAAGAGUGUGCAUCACAUUCCUCAACGGGGGACACAUUGAGGGCCGUGAACGUUCAACAACGUUUGUUGCAGUUGCCGCCGUCUAUGUAAGGUUUUCUACCUAAUCCACCAAAGUCAGACACGAAAACGAAGUUUCAGGACAUUCUCUCUGCAGAGAGCCAGUCGUCUGCUUCUUGUGCAGAAGUUUCGCUGACGUAUAAAAGACGUCGAACUUUGAUUGGCUUUGAUUAAAAGGGUAGUGAGUAGAUUGGAAUGCUAGAUGCCUUGAAGUUUAAACUUUAAACACAUAUUUUUCAAUCAGUCAGUAAGAGCUCGGCGUUCUGACAUCACCGCAACCCCUGUGCAAGAAGUAGACGAACUUGCGCUCCAUAUUGCGAACUGAUGAUUGUGGUCGCGCUCAAAGUGCGCAUGUAGUACGUCGGUAUCCGUACCGAGAAGGAAAAUGUUGAUUCAUUUGUGCAUGGUUGAUCCUCAGAUUUGGAAGCUACAACUGUGUCAUUGCCGUUGGGCGGCGCGUCAGGAAAAGACUAUAUAUUUCACCGGGCAAAUUACUUUUACGCAGUUAUUUUGCAUCGAAAUAUCUUAUGCGGGUCCUUUAUUCUAAAAAAAAAAAAAAAAAACGCUUCCGCGUAUUUUUGCAGUUGCUGCAUAUAUUAGGGUUGAAUGUCGAUUUAGAUUAUUAAAUAGGGUUUUCCAGCUCAAAAAUCUUUGUGAAACAUUUGGAGUUAAACUUACAAGAGGUGAAAAGAAAAUAAAUUAAAACCUCAAAGAACAAUUACUGUUAUUUUACAAUGAUUUUAUGGCGGCUUGGAACUCCGAACGGUGUAAAUAUCGCUUCUUUAAUAAUCCAUCAAUAACAAUAGAUAAAAUAUUUGCCGGAAAAUGGUCCAUUAAAAAAAAAAACUCUUUGACCAAAUGAAUGGUAAAAUGCGUUACGCUCACAAUUGGAGACGCCCACAUUGAACAAAUGAUCAAUGCGGGCUCAAAUAUAAAAUGAUGGCGUGAAACGUCUGAUGGUGUAAGUACGGGUUGAUAUGAUAUAUCUUGUGAAAAAGACAAGCGAGCAAUUGUUAUUAACAAAAUUAGAACCUUUGUUUUAUGAAAUAAUUUUACAGCCAUCUUUCUUAGUUCAAUGGAGUAUGAAGGUUGAAUACCCAAACAUCUGGUGUUUUUUUUA